Molecule: messenger RNA, 12422 nt
Organism: Anastrepha ludens (Mexican fruit fly)
Lineage: Eukaryota; Metazoa; Arthropoda; Insecta; Diptera; Tephritidae
Product: titin homolog
Exons: 8
Coding region: 1185-10241 (3018 amino acids)
Source: RefSeq, a predicted model, not a curated record
CUCUUUUACGUGUAGAAUGCAAUUGCAAAAAGCGGUAAAUUGAGUACAUAACUGCUUUGCAAUGAUUUCAUUCAUUAAAUUUAAUCAAGUGUUCUGAAAACGUACACAAAUGUGAUUUCAAAGUACCAGAAUAGGGCAUAUAGAAUGAAUAGUGAAUAUUUUAUUGCUUUGUAUGCGGCAUAUGAAAAUGGUACUCAAAUUAAUUAGGCAACAUUGUGGUCCCGAAAAGCUGCCGAGUGCGAAAUGCAUCGACAUCAACGAACGGGCGUGUUAAGGUGUUGUCUUGCUUAUGCUUAUUGAGUUAUAUAGUCCCCUGGCGGGUCGUUGAGCCGAUGAACGCGUUUUGACAGCACUGCUCUAGUAUAGAAAAGUUUCGUAUUUCGUGUUGGUCGUCAACAAUUUUUCACAAUGCAAAGACAAUAAAAUCGCCUACAAAUUACAAGUGAAUAUUUACAGAAUUGAUGGAAAACUAUCGUUGAAUUGCAUUUUAUCGAAUGAUAAUUAAAAUCGGACGUGGUGAUAUAAAUUAAAGUGUGAAUUUAUAAUUUUCAAAAGUUGCUUAGUAAAAUUGUGUCAAUAGUGAGUUUUCAUUUGAUUGCCUUUUGUAAAUGGAGUGAAUGAAGGUCUGCGGGAUCUUGUGUUCGCACUGUCGGAGAUUGGAUUCGAGUCCGCAAUAGCAGCUUCUGUUGUGUUUGAUCUGUGCGCGGAAGCUUGCUGCUGACAAGCUCUUUGAAUGAUAAUAAAAACAUUGUACGCAGAAUGUAACGAGAAUAGACAAAAUGUUUAGAUUAAAGUAAUUAAAAUAGCAAUUGUGUGUCCAUAGUGGUAAAUUGAGUAGACGAAAAUUCUUUGUAUGCCUAUAAAAAAAGAAAAAAAAAGUUGCAACAGAGAAGUGGAUAAAGUCUACUGUGAAUGAGAACUGUGAAGACGGUGCGUUUUAAUGUUGAGUAAACGCGGCUGUUCAAAAUAGAGAUCGCUUGCUAGCGACAAAAUUGAGGAAAAUGUUUAUCUAAUGCCAUUACGAACAUCUAACCAUGUGAAACAUUGAAAUCCUGCUCUAAGGGGUCUCCUAAGGACAGUGGCGCUUUAAAUAAAUUGCAACACAUAAUCAGCAAAUUAAGAGUACGCAAGUGAGAAGUGCUUUGACUGAUUGACCGAUUGAGAUAAGCGCCUUCGCUGCAAAGAUGUCAGACGAUCGCGUUUAUAAAGAUGGCGACAUCGUUUGGGUGAAGCUGGGCAACAACUGGUGGCCUGGUGAGGUGACCGGCGUGCAGCGCCAACCGGAAGGUCUCCUCAAACACCUGAAAAAGAAGCCAUAUUGCGUUGUGAAAUUUUUCCAAGAAGAUGCCUACGAAUAUAUAAAGAGUGCAAAGCAAAUUUUUCCUUUCCAAUGCAGCAAAAAAGAUGAAUUCAUCAAAAAGGGUACUGCAUUAUAUAAUGCCAAAAAUAAGUUCAUGGAGAAGUUCCCCUCCGAUGUGGAGAUCGCUGAGCGUUUAACGCGCAAAGCUACAGAUUUGCUAAUCAUCAACGAUCGUCCGGAUAGUAUUGUCAAAGCUAUACUGGGUCCAACGUAUACCCGAUGCAGUAGCGAUUACUACGACACUGAGUACAACAAUAGUAGUUGUAAUACUGACUAUAACAAUAAGCGCAGAAGUGGGGAUUCUGUAACGAAAAUCCUCAACAUUACACCACAACGUACAUCAACAGCAACUACAACAGCCAUGCGAACUCCAGAAACGGUGAAAUCAUUAACAUCACCGCUUAUCACACCAAACUAUACAAACACAACGAAUUCGAUUGCUGCGAGUAGCGCCAAUACAAACUUUUAUCGGUGUAAUUUGUGCAAUUUCUCCAGCCAGCGGCAGAAUGUCAUGAUAAUGCAUCGCCGUACACAUAGUGGAACUGGCACACCAGCAUCCGCUGCAAUACUUUCACGGAAAACCACUUCUGCUACCAUUACGACAACGAGUGCAGCUAAGCUGUCUACUAAUAGUACUGCCUGCACCACACCACCACCUACAACAUCAUCUAAAGAUACAAGCAAUUUCCUGAGCGAAGAUGUUGAACGUAAAUGCCAAGAGACAAUCCGCACCGGCGCAGCCCCUAUACCAAAGUCAGCGAACAGUGCAGCUCCGGUGAAUAGUCGAAGUGCUAGUGCUGUCAAAAAUAGACCACAACUGUCAACGGUCGAAGGCGAGGGAAUAAGUCGUGGCGUUGCUGGUUCAUCGCGCCCGAAACUACGUUCAUCGUUGCGCAUAGAUGCCGAUGUGACAGAAAUUACUCUGCCAGAUGGUAUGCCGGUAGGUGCAUCAAAAGAAGAUCUUAAACUUACUGAUGACGACACCACCGAUAACUCAUCAUCACCUACAACGGAGGAGUUGCUGAGGGCAUGCAGUCCGCGCAAGCACAAUAUCGAUGUUAGCGACACCGCUAGUAACGCGAUUGUGUUGAACAGUACAGCUGAGGAAAUCCGACAACGCCUACUGGCUGAUUGGAGUGACGGUGAGAAGGAAGAUGAGAUGGUGAACGACUUUAAGAAACUUGCGACUCGAAGCGCUACACCUCCAACAAAUGCACAUGAAUCUGAAAUAAACAAGUUAGCGGUACAGGCAGACGUCAUUAAAAAGGAUGAGCCGAUUGUAUAUGGCAUGGCAACACCAAUAAGUUCAGCGAUAUGUAAUAACGGGCCACAAACUUCGAAUCAGAAUCGUAUUCGAAACAUACCGAAAAAGGAUCGGCGAGAUGCGGUAUUGAAAGAAUUCAUAAAUGACUACACCGUCGAGUCGCCAGCGGCCGUCGUGAAUCUGGAGAGUAUCAACUGCAGCAGCAGCAACAGCUCCGAUUCAGUGGUUGUAGUGGCGGUGGUGCCACCAAAUAGUGAAACCAUUGUCGUUGAUGACAACGGCGGAACCGAUGGUGAAGCGGAAACUUCAGGAGGCGAAAUCGUAGUAAAAGGUACUGAGAUACCAGCGUCCGAUUUGCCAUUUAACGUUACAAAAGGAGAUCAAAAUCGCACUGUGGGCGAGGACAAUGCAGAAGUCGUGUUGAAGAAUCCAACAAGAGAGCCUGGUACAGAAUUACAGGAAAUAGUUCAGGCUAAAGUAGAGAAGGAACUUGUGGAAUAUAUACAAAGGGACGGUAGGAAUGACGAACGGCGGAAAGAAGAAUUUCAUGCGGAGCGCCUUAAAAAUGGAGAACAGUUUGUUUUAAUGUCCGGUGAGUUAGCAAAAGAUGAAGUUGUAAGCAGAGAAGAAAUGGUGCGAAGUUCGUCGAGUGAAGAAAGCGAUAGAGCCGAUUUGAAGGAGGAAAGUAAAGUGAACGACAUCAACUCAGAAAUACGCAAACAAUCGACAAAACAAAGAAGCCGCGACAAAGCAUCAAAAUUUAAAAGAAGACAGAAAGCUACAAAUGAAGCGCCAAAAUAUAGCCUGGAAACCCCAACAAAAGAAGAGCAUUUGUCAAAUGAACAGUUUUCACUGGGAGCGGAGGAAUCGAAUAUGCCUAGGUCGCCACAGCGUUUGAAAGAAGAAGAACGCCCGUUAACCAGCUUGGCAGCUGCGCAGCAACAACUUCCCACAGAUUGUUUUGAUUUUCAAGAGGAAGAGGAUGAUACAUGCAGCGAUGCUUUAAAGUCGAUAGCCGAUUUCAAAAAGAAAUAUCUCUCUCCGGAAAAAUCACAAGACAAAGCGCAAGCGGAUAACGGCUUGCCGUCCGAAAGCGAAAGACGACGUUCCACCGAACAGAAGGACCAGCAGUUGGCAUACGACAUCGAAAAGCUGCUCGAACAAGCGACGGCACCAAGCAUUGUCGAUGCCGCAAUACCUGCUGCUGUAGCGCGCACGCACUCAUUCGGCAGCAGCAAGGAGGAGCUGCCUGUGAAGGGGUUGCCAAUCAAGGAACGAGGCAAGCGUAUAUUCAAGUCGCGUAACCGUUCACGUAUCGAUGAGACAUCACCAUUAGCGGGAGUUGGAAUGGAAAAUGUGGUGCCCGCACAAAUAAUGGAUAUUGUUGAACCAAAUGUGACUGUGGAAAACCAACUGCAGCAACAUAAACAAAUUAUUGGGGAAAGGGACCAUGAAGAAAAAGUUGGUCAAUAUAAAGAAUUUGCGGGCGUGGAAAGAGCUGAUGAAUAUGAAAAAGCACAACCCUCUGAUGCACCACCGGCACCUGCUGUACAAACUACUGCUGAAAAAAUGGAAGGCGUGGAAACACUUGAAAUACAGAAUGAAAACGAGGGAAAUGCAGAAAUUGUUAAAAAACAGUUCGACGAGGAACCAACCGUUUUAAAAGUAAAAACCGUUAAUAAUGGUGUGCUCAGUACGCCAACUGCAAAGGAUGCUGCAGGUCAUGCAAGUGCGGAAGAUAAACAAUGGGAGAGUAGAGGACUGAAUGGGGAAAAUAUUGACAACGAGGAGAAAUCAGAACAAACUGUUACAGAUGAAGCACCAAGUAAUGGAGAUGAUUUUGAGUCUACGACGCAAAUUGCAGAAGAAAAAGUUGAAGAAAACAAUUCGCAGACACAAGAAGGUCUCAGUGACCAAAUUGCCAAUGCUGUUCAACCAGAGAGUGAACAUGAAAACGGUGAUGAAAACAGCAACAGGGAUGCAAGUGAAGGGGAUAACUUAGUAGUUGUGCAGGAAGAUCUGAUGGAACAAAUACAGGAAAAUGCUGCUCACGAAAUGGAACUCUCAAAUGAAAGUGUUUCAAAUGAGAUUCCAGACAUGCCAAUAGCAAGCAAUGAAACUACUGCUGAAACUAAUUUUAUAAAUACACAAGCGGCUAUAGACAAAGAAGAAUCAGAAGUGGAAUUAACAGAGCUGCCGGCACGCAUCGCUGAUCCGGAACUGGUGCACGAAGCUGAGGAUUCUUUAGCUGCUACGCUGAAAAAUGAUAUAGCGGAGGAGCAGCACGAUAUCGCUUUGAUAAGCGAAGAAGUACCACAAAGUCGACUCACUUCGCCCACUGACGACAACAGUUCGAUAUGUAUCUCGGAGGCUGGCGCAGAAUUCGGUUCGCCCACCUCAAUGCUGGAUGAUGAACGUUUACCAACCAUAACUGGUAGAUUGAUGACUCCCACCGAUGCAUUGAUUGAUGCAAUGCCAGCCGGUAGUGAAGAUGCAAAAGCAUUAGAAGUUGAACAACAAACAGAAAUCAUAGACGAGCUACAAAAUGGCAGUGGAGUACAAAACGAUGCUGUCGAAUUAGCACAGGAAACUACUUCGGUUGAUGUAGAUGAUAAAACAGGCGAAAUAGAAUAUAUAGAAGGAAUACCAAUGGGUGAAAUAACGACUGAGACUUUUACUGCAGAAGAAGACGUCAAUCCCACGGAAAAUAAAGGUAAUGAGUUGAUAGCAACAAUCGCUGAGCAGGAGGAUACCGAAAUUCAGGAGGCGUCGAAAGAACUUCUUUUGGAGGAAGCAAAGCAUGUGGAAAAAGCGGAUGAAAGCAGUUUCCAAGAUGCAUGUGACAUUACAGACAUUGCGGAGCCAUGCAGUGGUGACGAAAACAAUCGAGAUAAUAACCAACAAGAUAGUGCAGAAAAUGAAGCAGGCGUAGAUGGUGCACACAACAUUGGAGAUGGCGAAUUAGUAAACACAGAAAGUGAGGCGCCAGAAAUGCAAAAUGAAACCGCAAUUCCUGCAGAGGCGUCGGGUGAAGUAGAAAGUGAGGCAAACAAUAAGGAACCCGCGAGCGAACUUGUACACAAAAUCAUUGAGGAGCAAGUGGAAGGCAUUGGAAAUGUGCAAAAUGCGCAAGUGGGAAAUGCGGCAGCAAAUAUGCAAGUUGAAGAUCAGUCGCUUACAGAUAACACUGAGCAACGAGCAGUGGACGAAGUAGCGAGCACCGCAAGACAGUUAAAUAGCAUAGAAGAAGUCGUGCCUACAGAAGAAUCAGUUACAGAAAUUAUUGAGCAUGUGGAAAAUGAGGAAUCUGACAUGGACGACGAUUUUAUCGAGAGUCCGCCGCAUGAACCGCUUUCUGGACACGAAGGCGAUGCAGAACUAUUGUCUGCAAAAACUAAAGUGUUGACCAAAACUCAAAAGCGACGUACGAUUACUGCAAUUGAUAAUACAAACACUGAAGAGAGCACACAAAGUGAAGAUAGCGUUGAGCGCCGAAGGCCCACUCCAACGUAUUCAGAACAGUCAAACGUUUCACCGAAACACAUAACCGAAUUUACCAAAGAAACGAGUAGCAGAAGACGUCAGACCCGAGCUACAAAACAGCAACAAUCAAAGUCUAACGAUUUUAUGAAAGAAUUAGAUUUAUCCGAUUUGCACGAAGCAACCACCAAAGAGGAAAGUGAAGAGAAAGUGUUGACGAAGCCAUUAAAAACGACAGCACGCCAACGAAAAGGAACGAAAAUCUCUAAAUUAACAGCAAAAGUGAACGAACAAAAUGAAAAGCCUGACAUGGACAUUGUGACAACUGAAGUUGUUGCCAUAGAGCAACAAGUAGUGAACGAAGAGUUAGCGACUGCAGAGGUAUUGAACGAGCGCACGCAAACACCAAACGAAGCUGAGCUCACUGAACCGCUAGAUCUACAACAGUAUGGCGAGCAAUCGAAUGACGCAAUUGUAGCUGCUAUAAAAUCUGGAGGAUCCUCACGUAAACGGCGUAGCGCAACUAUAAUAACGCCCCGUCGUAAUGCCAGCGGUACACCAAAUACUAAUACUCGUGAGAGUGAAUUAGCAGACAAAGACGAGCCGAUGCAGCGAGCAAAAACUAGAAAAUUGGAAGAGAGCUCAAAUAUAGACAACACUGCAAAUGUUGAAACAUUUCAAACAACGGAAGAAUUGAAUGCCUCAAUCGAUAUGGACAACUGUGAAAGUUUAAUUGAAGAAGUGGACGAAUCCGAAUUGAUCGUUGAAGACAAUGAAGGCGCCAAUAUGGCUAGUCCGCAAUUACAAUUACAAAGUAAUGACGCCAAUAGUCCGCUUGUCGUAGAGGAGGAGCAAUGCAUCAUUCAAGAAGUGUACCUAAACGAUACAAUGUCCAUGCAACAAAUAGCAAUUGAAACCUCUGCAAACGACAAUACCGCAACUGUGGAAGAUGCUGCAGAAGCAACAGUCUCGGAGAUAAAUUCAUUUCGUCCACACGAUGUACCCAAUGCAGUGGAGUAUGUCGAUUACGCCUCAAUUGAGCAUCAGCAGCCGAUAGAAGAGGUGAUUGUCAGUGAUGCCAACACAGUAGAAGCGGCGACGGAAUGCGACACGCUGCAGAGUCUAAACACCAGCACGAAUAACGCAAAUGUGACCUUGAAUCAGCGACGAGCCUCAACACGUGAUGCUCAGCCAACGGCAGAUAAUGUGUGCAUCAAUAUUUCUCCUAUGGAGAAGGUCCGCAUCAACGUGGACGUCGCCAAUCCACUCUCGACGCAAAUAGCUAAUAUUUUGGCCACAAAAUCAGCAGGUGGUGCAGCAUCAACGGCCGUAAAACACAGAAAGGCAAAUCUUGAAGAGUCCAUCCCAUCAUUUAUCAUUGAGAGGCCGGGACAGGCCGGCAAUGCACAUCAACAACAUGCGUCGACUUCAGGCCUUGAAUUUACCAUUGGCGAACAGGAUGCCGUUGCGCACGUACAGCAAAUGUGUCCACAGGUGAAAAUCACACGCAAAGAGAAAUUUAUUGAAGAACCACUCACUGCUGAUAAUGUAGUACAACAGGACACAAUUGUGGCCACUUCUGGCGCCAUGUUCGACAUCAGCAAUAUGCCCAUUGUGCUGGGUAAUGAACACUUCAUGUCGGCACAGGGGGACAUGCAAAUCGUAUUGACAUCGUCCGCGGAGGCAGAGACGAGUUUGCGUACAGAUGGUCCACAAAUCCUACAACAACAAAUUCUUCAACCUGCUUACAGAUCAUCACUGCAAGCUGCACAACAGCGACAGCGCAAACGUUCCACGGAUCAACAGCAGCAGCAGCAGGUGCAGCAAACAGGCGGCGCAAAUUGCCAAGUGGGUAGUAAUAAGCACGGCAUUAUUAUAAUCAAGGCGGCGCCGAGUGAUUUGAUCAUUCAACAGUCACCGACGCUGCAAGUGACACAACAGCAGGCGCAAGCGAUCGCCGCUGGAGGCACGCAGCAAUUGUCGACAUCUCCUGCAGAUGCAACGACCAUGUACAAUCUGGGCUCGGGUGUUACUUUGCGUCCGAUAGCUGAGCCAAAACAAAAACAGCAACAACGCCAACAGCAGCAAAAGCAACAAAUCGCUGCAAACAAAUCGAAGUCGCCGGCAGCAGCAGCUACCGGUGGACGCAAACAGGCUGGCAAUACAAUAACUUUGCCCAGCAGCAUAACCGUAAAGCAGCGGCAACAAAAAGUAACGGAUGGGCUGACAAGUGCAGCCGCUACAGGAACGACCACAAAGGCUACAACUAGUGAACAACAACAAUUAACCCAGUCCGCCUCUGUAAGUGGUAAUAAAGCGCAAAAGCGUAAUCACCCAACGAAUUCGCGUCGUUCACAAACGCAGAUCGUUCAGCAACGGCGACUAACUGCCACGGCCAGCAGUUUAGUAGAGCUGCAGCGUCAGCAAGAACAACAACAUGUUGUUGACGGAGUUACUACCCUUUUGCAUCGACGCCUCAGCUAUACAGAAGCGCACGCACCGUCGCCUGCCAAAAUUUCCCGAAGUGCCGACAAACACAGUGAGUCAACAUUUGCGGCGACGGCUGAGCAACAAUUGUUACAGUUGCAGCAACAGCAACAUCUUCAACAGCAACGACAAAAAGUACAAUCCCCAACGACGAGUGUGUCUAUCAGUGCAACGCAGCCACCUCCACUGCAUCCGCUACACAAUCGCAAACGUCAUUCGUCGCAACAACAACGAAGAAUGAGCACAAAAUCUGAGGUGACGCAUUCGCAAACGCAGUCAUGCGCACAAGAACAACAACAACAACAACUGCAGCGGCUGCAGCCAACGCAAAUGGUGUUAUUGGAACAACAGCAACAUCAGUGUUUAGAACAAGCCCAACAACAAGAACAACACGUAGCUGCUGUGCAUAUAACAGAGUUGGCUGCGUCGCCGUCAGCAUCCGACGUUAUACCAGCGGAGUAUGAAGCGGUACAGCUGCAAGAGGAAGCACCGGAGGUUUACACCGAAGAAAUUCUAGCUGAAGAGUUUGAAGCGAAUGAACAUACUCCCUCGGUAAUAGCCGUGCCAUCACAACCAGUACCAGGCUACCCGGAUACAUUGCUGCUAUGCCGUAGAGUCGACGAAGAGUGGAUACCGGUGGUAGCGCAGCCUUUUUACUAUACUCGAAGUGAUCAACAAUUGAGACCUAUACCGAAAGAAGUGCUGAUCGGACGACCGAUAUUGACGCCGAGCACAGACAAAGCAACAGAGUUCCCAGUUGAAACCGAGGAAGUGCAGACGGUUUCCGCUAAUGACGCUUACAAAGAGGAGACUGGAGUCACCAUACUAAUCGGUAAUAAUUACGUGCACAUGGAAUGGGAUCAGUUUUUGGAAGUGAUGCGCUCCAAUGAUGACGUGUACAAUCUGCGCGCCGAAAACGGGCACGUCUUCCAGCUGACACGAGACGCAUUAGUAACACUGCAGCAAGAUGCUAAUCUGCAGGAAAAAUACCGUCAGCUGCAGCAGCUGUUGGAGGAACAGCAAUUGGAAGAGCAACAGCAACUGGAGCAGCAAGAGUUGAUACAACAACAGUUCAUACAACAGCUGCAAACAGUUACAGUUACCGGUGAAGAGGGCCUCGAAACGGAUAUGAUACCAUUGCUGCACAUAGACACAACUCAGACGUUGCAAUUGAUUGGCACCGAUGAUGGUAAUCUAAUAUUGCAACCGGCCCUGGCACAGCCACCACUUUCUCCACCUUGCACGCGGCCUGCGCUCACAAAUGCCACCAAUGCGCUACUCAAUCAAACACCCAUUAUGUCACCACUUGAGAAGCCAUCCACCGCAGCGGCAGCGACCACUUUGCUAGCCGAUAGUUCUGGACGGCACAUCGAUUUGGCAACCGCAACAUCACCCGAGCAACUGGUUGCAGCCGGUUUCAUAGCGGCCGACACAGGAAGUGCUAUGCCAGCCUGUCGACCCACAUUGGGCGAUAGUUUGGCUGUUAUAGGCGUCGUGCCGACACAACCUACACUGCUGCCCACCACCGUUACCAAUCCGGCAAUUGCGCCGCCCAAAUCCGAUCUAAUACCAAACAUGACGACGGCUGCUCAAAUGCAUGCGCAAUAUCGUCAUGCACAACGUGCAAUUUACAACGAUCCUGGGAGUUAAUAUUGUCCGAACGUGCUUUAUUUAGACAAUCUGCCAAGUGGCUUGGAGGAUGAGGUGCGCGGUGCGGAGGGUGCAAUGGGGGAUGAUGUUGGCGCUGGUAAUGCGGUGGAAGAUGUGGGAGCUGGUGUUGUCAGCAUGGGCAUGGGCGUGAGUGAGGUGGAUGAGGUGACUGAAAUGGAUGCAAAUGUGGGCCUCGACAAGACUCUUCCAUCGUACACGGUUCUCUACUGUUAUUUUUGCAACGUCCUAUGAGAUGUCGGCAUCUGCUAGUUCGCGCAACAUCGACCUUCUCCCUUGCGGGUUCCAGCCCAGUGCCAUUCUCGUGAUGAAGAAACUGCGAAAAAGACCCUAAUGAAGACCUGUGAGAAACCUUCAACCAUCCAGUGCUGCUGAUGUAGUGGAGGAGCGAAAGGGGAUCUAGGCUGGAGCACUGCCUCAGGCGCACUAAGGAACUUCAUGCGUCUAGUCGCCAGACCCGGACAUUUGCAAAGAAACUGUUUAACAGUCGCUUUCUCUGCAGCAUUCACACAGCUUCUGCAGUGGGGGAUAAAUAUUGAAUUUUCAUGAAAAUAACUUGUUUGGCGAAAAAUGCACUAAGUCGGUGCUUCUGUCAAAAGUGCACAGCAACUCAGAGUUGCUAGGAAAUUGUAGCUCUGCUCUUAUUUAAAGUGCAUAUGUAUGUGUGUAGUCCAUUUGCUUGACUAGCUAUAUGUCUUCUUCUUCUUUCAUUUCUUAAGAUUAACUUUUAUUUAUUUUAUACAAUAUUUUAUAAUAUUUUAGAAACCAAAUUUAAUUUGCUUCUUUUUCUCUUUUUUUCUCUUGCUGCUUGUCUUUCUCACUCACCUACUCAUGCACAACCAGCUGUACACGUAGCCUUGCUUAGCUGAGAAUAUCGAGGUGUUAAUCAUUGCAUAAGUACAUUAAAAACAAAAAAAAUAAAAAAUACAAAAACAAAAAAAUACAAAAAUAAAAAAUGCAAAAAAAAAGCAAAGAAAGCUAAGAUGCAAAAUAAUCAAUAAAUCUGUAUCUGCGCAUACAUACGCAUAAGUCUAUAUAUUUUUUUAAGAUAUGCUUAUUAAAUUUGUGCUAAAAAUUGCGCAAAACUGUUGGAACUUUGGCAAGCAAUUACACUCAUUGAAUUUUGAAAAAUACAAAAAACAAGCAAAGAAAAAAAAAUUAUAAAAAUAAAAUCAAAACAAUAUUUCAUUUAAGCGCAAAAAAUAUUCACUUGAAGCUGAUGCCUCAAGCGAAAAAUUAUAAAAAAGUAAAAAUAAAAAUAAUAAUAAAUGAAAAAAAAAAAUUAAAAAAUAAUAGCAAUUAGAGAGUAUAUUUAAGCACAUACGAGUAAAGUUAUUAAAAAGUAAAACAUAGUAAAGCAAAUAUACUGCAAUAUUUUUACUUAUAAUAAUUAGUUUUUAAGUAAAAAAUGGGUUACUCCUUUAAUUAUAUGUACAUUUAAAGAAAAAUUAGCAAUCGUUAAGAGCAUGCAUACAUACACAUACAUACAAAAAAAUUGAUGUAUGCAAAUUUUGAUAAAAAGUAAGGUGAAAAACCACAAAAAAAUUUAAAAAUAAAACACACAUCGAAAAAAAAAAAUUAUAAAAAAUACAAAAAAAAAAAUUUUAAAUUUAAAAAACAUCAACUGUGUGUUAAUAAUUGUAACAUAAAAAACGUGAAUCGACGUUGAACGUUCACAUGAAAUUUGUCAAAAUUGCCCAUUAUUGUUGUGCUUGGUACUUCUCAUACCCUUUAUUGCUGUUCCAUUUGUUUAGGCACACACACACACACACACACACAUGCUUAAAUAUAUACGUAUGUAUGUAAAUAUUUAAAAGAAGGCGCACGUGUACACACAAAUUAAGUGCAGCGGCCACAGCAGCAAUGAUGAUGGGGGCGGGCACUAGCAGCAAGAAAAAAAAAAAUAAUAAUAAAUAAAAAAACAAAAAAUACUAUAAAAACAGAUGGUAUAUGUAUGUGUAAAAGUAUGUAGUUUUAGUAAGAUAAAUAUUUAAAGAAAAUUAUAUAAUUAAUAUGCAUACAUACAUAUAAACAUAUAAGCACAUACAAAUGCAUCGGUAUGUAAAUUCUAAAAAUGUAUAACUCUCAACUUACUACCGUAAAACGAUAAUAAAACGAUAUUAAUAAAAUGCAAAUGCAAAUGUAUACAUAUGUAUGUAUAUA